AUGGAUGGAGAAUCCUCUCUGGAGAGAUAUUUAGACCAAUGUGACGCUGAGGUAACAGAGUGCAGAUGGAUUGGUGAUUAGAAGCGGUGUGCAUAGUAUCUACAUAGCAGUAUAUAGCAUUGCCAUAAAUCAAGCCUGUCGUACAUUGGGUUACUGGCAUGUUGGCAGGGUUACUAUGUAAAGUGGGAGCGGUCAAGAAUUUAAAGAGAAUUUCAAACUUUAGGCCAAUAUAUACUGAAAGCAUUGCUUACUCCAUUAGUUUCCAGUUUAGCUGUUUCAGACAAAAAGAUUACAUUUGUUCUUGAAUACUCAUUAAUAUAUUGGUUAAUAAAACUACAGGCAUCAAGAAUUGACAGCAAUUAAAUAUUUAGUGGAAUAUAUAUAUAUAUUGCACAAGAUCCAGAGCACUCACUCAUCCGCUAAACAGCAACUUCAAAGCUCACAGAUUUUAGUAUUUAAAAAAAAAAAGUCCUAAGCUAAAAUAAUAGGGGGUUUAGUUACAGUUUAUGAUCAUACAUUGAAGCCUGCCACAAUGUCAAUGUACCCCAUCUUUGGCAGGUCCUACUCCAACAGCCUAAUGUCUGCUCUUAUGAGAUUAACCCACUUACUUGGAGAGAAGCUUUCCAUCUGGGGCUCUCUGCAGUACAAGGCUAAAUAGGGCCCUGGGAUGAGGCACCUGUACCCUGUGAGAUAUAUACUACUGACUGUCUUAAAGGGACACUAUUGGCACCCAAACCACUUCAUCUCAUUGAAGUCUUCUGGGUGCAGUGUCCCAGUCGCCCCUUAAUCUUGCAAUGCAAGUUAGAAACUUCAAUAAUUACAUUGCAGAGCUAAUACUGCCUCUAGUGGCUGUCAAUCAGACGGGCACUAGAGGCACUUCCUGCUUGCUAGGCAACCUUUGGUCGCCUAACUGACGCUGGAUGUCCUCAUGCGCAUUAGCCCCCGCCCAUCACAUGGCACCUUCACCACAACAUGUUUGUGCCAGGUCCUGUGGUAAAAGAAAUCUCAUCUUUGAACUCUUCAAUUACUUAAAGGAAUAAUAAGAUGGUAAUACUUGAGACUUUUAUAUAUGCAACACAUAUCAGUGUAUUUUUUUUUUUUUUGCAUUGGCACAUGAGAAUAUGGAUGCCCUAAUGGACGAAUCUGGGUAUUUUGCCAUUUUAGGGCUGUCAUUGGUUUACCUCAUUGGAGGUCUCAUUGGCCUUCAUACACAGCAUACCACAGUUUUUUAAAGCUGCUCUUCCCAAAAAAAAAAGAAUUUCAUGAAGAUAAAAUCUUUAUAAAACACUCAUAAAAAAAUGCCGAUUAUUGACUGCAUUGAAAAUCCAAUGCAGCUAAAAUAUAUUAAAAGACAAUGUAAAGAUUACAGAGAGACUAUCUAAGGAGGGUCUUGUGCCAGAGAACAACACUGGCGUGGGCUCCUUACCUGUAGUUGAAGAAACAAGAUGGCAGCACCCUUGGGGUACAGGAUCAGGUAAAUCUAAAUCACCACAGCUGCACCCCCGGGACCACCGCAUCCCAAGCAGCAAUGACCAAACUACUUUAAAGAACUCUACCAGCAAACACUGGUAUUCAUUUUGGAAACAUGUCUACAUUGUUUGAAUGUUUCAUGGUGAUUUUGUUUUUUUGUUUAGGAUGUCAAUCCAUCAACUCCCAGCAUAUACACCCCCACUGCAUUUGAUGAUUUGCAGCCAGUUCCUGGAACGUCCUAUUCCUCGUUGCUUGAUCAGUCAAAAGAGCUUUCCUCUGACUUUUCGUUUGUAGACCUGAGCUUUCUCCCUGAUGACUUGAAUCAAGACCACGAAGAGAAGAAUGAACAUAACGACGAGCAAUACCCAACGCAAUCUGCAGAGCAGGACAGUGGAAUAUGCUUAAAUGAAUCUGGACUGUCCCAACCGUACACCCCUUCCGAAUGUAGAGCUCAUUCACAAGAUACUUCGAACUUGUGUCCAAUGCCGAUCACGCCCAUGACCCCAAUUACUCCAAAGACCCCAAUUGCUGAAAUAUCUGGCAUAGUCCCUCAGCUGCAGUAAGUACUGCUUUAUCAGCUGUUGUUCUUGAUGGUUAAUUACCCAUAUCCGUGUAUGAAAUAUGACCAUUUUUUUGGGAUACAUUUUUCCUUCUGGUUUCUGCAACAAAAAGUAUCCUGUGAACAUCAUCCAGUAUGAUGCUUUUUUUAUUUUUCCUGUUUUUGUACUAAUUUGUAUUUUCAUGAAAAUGGUUAAAGGGACUCUCCAGUGCCAGGAAAACAAUCCGUUUUCCUGGCACUGCAGGUCCCCUCUCCCUCCCACCUCCCAAUCUCCGGUUGCUGAAGGGGUGAAAACCACUUUAGUCACUUACCUGAGACCCCCGCCGAUGUCGCUCGGCGGUGGUUUUGGGUCGCCGCCGCUCCUCCUCUUCAUUACGCCGGGCGGUGGGCAAGACUGAUCCCGCUCGCUGGCCGCGGAGACCUAAUGCGCAUUAGAGCUCUCCUGCUCUCCAAUGCUUUCCUAUGUGGAAUUGAGCGACGCUGGAGGACCUCACACAGCGUGAGGACGUCUAGCGACGCUCUAGCACAGGUUUUCUGUGCUAUGGACCAGGAAGUGCAAUCUAGUGGCUGUCUAGUGACAGCCACUGGAGGUGGAGUUAACCCUGCAAGGUAAUUAUUGCAGUUUAUAAAAAAAACUGCAAUAAUUACACCUGCAGGGUUAAGGGUAGUGGGAGUUGGCACCCACACCACUCCAAUGGGCAGAAGUGGUCUGGGUGCCUGGAGUGUCCCUUUAAGACUACUUUUACAUAUCUUCCCCUCCCCCCCCCUUACUUUUCAACUCUCUAACUUUCCCCUUCCCAUAUUUCUUUACUCUAAAAUCAUCCCCCCCUUUACCUAUAAUUGUGCUAAUCCUUACGUCGCCAUCUUCUUAAGAAUUGUCAGUGAUGUAACGUCUUGUUCUUUUUAGAAAUAUUGUGUCUACGGUGAAUCUAUCAUGUAAACUAGAUUUGAAGAAAAUUGCCCUGCAUGCCAGAAAUGCAGAAUAUAAUCCAAAGGUAAGAUUUGGAAUAGAAUGCAUUUAUUUUAUGCAUGGGGAUGGAAUAUUUAAUACAAAUUUAUUUAUUUUAUGCAUGGGGAUGGAAUAUUUAAUAAAAAUGUAUUUAUUUUAUCUUGGCAUUAGAGAUUUGCUGCAGUAAUAAUGAGAAUUCGAGAACCAAGGACAACGGCGCUUAUUUUUAGCUCUGGAAAAAUGGUCUGCACAGGGGCAAAGAGGUAAGUGGGCACCAGAACUGCCAACAUGCGGUUUAGGGAUCAGAUAUAAUGGUGACUGCAAAUAAACGGUGCAGAUAUCGGCCUGAUGGAAACGGGGACACCCUCGUCAUCCAGUCCUUUCUGUCCGGCAAUGCAGCUUCAUUGAUGGAUAGAUCCUGAAAGUGUUCUUCCAAGAAUUACAACCAAUACGGCCGGCUACAGUGGUUAUGAUGCUAGGAGUACCCUGGCAGCAAUACCCAAGUAAUGGGGUGUGGGCACCAUUUUGUGACAGUUUAACUGAUGUCAGCCAAAAAGUUAAGCCUUAUAGAGCUUCUGGUUGGAAAAGGGGGAGCCCUGAACAACAGGUAAGAAGUCAAACCAUUCUAAAACGGCUAUUGUGCCUGGAAUGUUUCUUUUGUUGCGAUACAUUGCACUAUUAAUAAAUUAUCCUUUUUGGGGGGCGUGUCCUGGCGGGGGUACCGAACGGUCGCAUGAACUGAGCGCUCCGCUCCGACGGCACCCACAAAGGAGCAAUCCGGCUAUAUAGCCGGAAAAGAAAAACGGGGCCCCAUACACCCCAGUAACCAUGUCCCAGGCUAAAGGGAAGAGGCAGGCUGAUAAGGCAGAACGGAGCGCAUUUUUUGCCGCGCGGUCACAACAGGGGAGACAGACCUUGCAGGGAGAGACCCAAGAUGGCGCUGAAGAGGCUGAAACACAGCAGCACACUGAAUCUGCAACGGACACUCCUAUCACACAGGAGAUGAUGCGGGCAAUGUUAGAUGAGAUGUCUGCAAGGAUAGAAAACAGCUUUAAAGCCACAAUUGGGGCACUACAUAAAGACCUAAGAGAAUUGGAGGUGAGAACUGCUGGGACAGAAUCCAAAAUGGCAGAGCUACACGUGGCUCAUAGAGAAAUGGAGGAGGGGCUGACAGGGCUACACGACCAAAUGCAGCGGUACGAGACGAAGCUUGCGGACAUUGAAGACAGGGCACGCCGCAAUAACCUGCGCAUCCGUGGGGUGAGUGAGGAGGUGGGACCCACGGAAUUGGCGGCCUACUUGACGAGCCUGCUAAAAAUGCUAGCGCCUGACGUACCACAUGACAUGCUGCUCAUGGACAGGUUCCAUCGGACCGCUAAGCCCAGCUUUCUCCCUCAGGACACCCCAAGAGGCAUUCUUAUCAAAAUGCACUACUACCAUGUGAAAGAACUGGUGCUUCAGGCAAGCCGCCAGAAGAAAACACUCCCAGAUCCAUAUGACGGGCUGCUGCUAUUUGCAGACAUAUCGACAUUCACGUUGAAACGUAGGAGAGAAUUCAGAGGUGUCACAGAACAGCUCCGGCUCCACAAGCUGCCAUACCGCUGGGGUUACCCAGUGAAAAUACUGGUGUCCAGAGAAGGAAAAGUGUCAGCUAUCAACACGCCAGAAGAAGGAGCAAUACUACUCCAAAGAUGGGGACUCCCCAAGCCAAGCCAACAACACAGCCCACAGAGGACCCGCGGAUCCUCCAAAGACUGGAGAAACUCCAAAAGACCGACAUGAAAGACGUCACCGCAACUACGGCAUCCCUGCGAGCUCUUCCACAGUGACUAUUGAGAGACUGGUCCUGAUAAAUAGACCAUGGAGUCAACCAGGGGUAUUGUAUUAGCCAUGUCUAAUGUUUUGCCACAGUUUAAUAUAUGUUUGUACAGGUAUAGACUGCACAAUUCUUAGUGGCUCCCUACAGGGGCAUUACUACCCGGCUACAAGCCAAAAAAAAAAAAAAAACACUCAGUAAGCCAUAGAGUGGGUUGCACCGGAGACUACCCCCCCACAGGAAGGAAGCUACCACUUCCGCCUCCACAGGUCCAGAGAGUACCUAAGCCGAAAAUGGCACACCAAUCUGUUAUACACCUGUUUCAUAUGUUUUCCCAGUUAUCACUUUAUUUCCCUUCCCACCCCGGUCUAGCUGGGACCAGGCGAUCCACACCCUCUACCCGGUACCCACAGGGAAUCCACACCGCUGGCCAAGCUCACCAGCUCCUAAUUCCUACAAGGGUACCCAUGACAGCCCCACCUCCUUUCACUCGGCAAGGGAGAUAUGCCCGAACCCAACCCUCAACCAGGGGAAGGUCGCUCGUCUCGAUGCUGCUGGGGCGAGCAAACCCCCCGUACUCACUCUUGCACAAUUCUGCAACCCUUACCAAAUCCGUUGGGUAUAGACCUCCAUGAAAAAAUUUUCUCUGAAUGUACGAGGGUUAAACCUACCGGUUAAGAGACACCAACUAUAUAGAGAACUCAGGGAGACGGAUGCGGACGUCAUCUGUCUCCAAGAGACUCAUUACAGAACUGACAAUUUUAUCCCGCCAACAGUUACUGACUACCCACACCAAUACCACGCAACAUCCCCCACGAAAUCUAAAGGGACGUCUAUACUGAUCUCUAAGCGGGUGGCAUUUACCAUGCUCUCCACAGAGACGGAUACCAAUGGUAGAUACGUAAUCUUGAAAUGCACCAUUAAUAGCAUGACAUAUACAAUUACUAACCUAUACUCACCCAAUACACUGCAAGACACGUUCCUUCGACAAAUACUACGGAAACUAGAAUCGAUACGGGAAGGGGUGUCCAUUAUUUGUGGAGACUUUAACCAUGUCUGGGACCCAAAACUAGACACAAAUAUUUCAAGACACAGUCCAAGGUACAAAAUACUCCACAGACAGUGUAAAAAGCUACAGAAACUCCUCUCCCUUCACCAUUACUAUGAUACCUGGAGAAUAUCUCACACCUCGGAGCGGGCGUAUACACAUUUCUCCCAUGUACACAAUACAUACUCAAGGAUAGACGGGUUUCUCAUACAGGGACAAGGACUUAACCAAAUCACAGACUGUGACAUAGGACAGAUUACGUGGUCAGACCAUGCACCGAUCACGCUGUCGGUGAAGGACCAAUAUGACUAUAAGCACCGAAGCCCGUGGCGGCUGAAUGUCUCCUUGUUGAACGACUUGACAUUUACGAAAGAGGUAGAGGAGACUUUGUUAAAUUACUUUAGAGAGAACGCUACCCCAGGAAUGUCCCAGGGCACACUGUGGGCCGCACACAAAUCUGUAGUUAGGGGUAUUUUUAUUAGAAGGGCGGCAUACCUACAUAAAAAAUCCUCAGCCCAGACCGCGGAAUGGCAGAGAGAAUUGUACCAACUAAACACACGCAACCAAAUCUCCCCAUCUACGGAGCUUAAACUACAAAUAUCCACUAUUACUCGCAAAUUACACCAAAAGGCGAUAGAACAGACAGGAUACAGGCUCCAGAGAUUGAAAAUGACACAAUACACACAGGGGAACAAAGCUAGUAGACUACUGGCAAGGAGAUUACAAGAACGUAGGGCGAACCAAAAAAUCGCUUUCCUUAUGUCCCGUACAGGUGAGACGAAAGUUAUUCCUACAGACAUUUGCAACGAAUUUGCCAGCUACUACGCAGACCUGUACAACAUACACAAACAUGACACCACAUUUCAGCCCACGACGGAACACAUCAAUGCGUACCUAGAUACAGUGGACCUCCCGAAACUCACGACCCAACAAGCGACAGAUCUCAUUAAACCCAUCACAGGGGACGAAAUCCAGACUGUUAUAAAAAACCUACCAAAAGGCAAAGCCCCAGGCCCAGACGGACUAGAUAACACCUACUAUAAAAAAUUCAGUCAAACACUGAUACCUCACCUAGUGCACGCUUUCACAGAGGCGACAGCCACACAGAAACUACCGCAAGACUCACUACUGGCCCAUAUUAUUACGUUACAAAAACCAGGGAAGUCACCCACCAUCCCCCAAAAUUUCAGGCCCAUCUCCCUGCUCAAUACGGAUGCGAAAAUCUUCGCCAAGCUAUUUGCGAUGAGACUGAGCGCCCUACUCCCCCAAAUAAUCCACACAGACCAGGUAGGAUUUGUGUCAGGGAGACAGGGAGCAGAUAACACGCGCAAGGUAUUAAACAUACUGCAUAGCCUACCCAGACUAUACAAAGGGGGAGAAGUUAUCAUCUCCCUAGACGCCGAAAAGGCAUUCGACCGCCUGCACUGGACAUUCCUAGAGGCGGUCAUGGCAAAAUUCGGUGUGCCAGGAGAAUUCAGGGCAGCAGUCAAAGCGUUAUAUAGCGCCCCGAGGGCACAAGUGCUCAACGCGGGCUUCCUAUCCAACCCGUUUAGCAUCUCGAAUGGCACGAGGCAGGGAUGCCCCUUGUCCCCUCUGCUGUAUGUUCUAGCUUUAGAGUCAUUAGCAUCUAAGAUUAGGUACCAUAGUUCCAUACAUGGAGUGCGCAUAGGGAACAAGGAAUACGAAGCCAGUAUGUUUGCGGACGACGUGCUCCUGACCUUAACGCAACCGCUGAUUUCAAUGCCACACCUAUUGACAGCGAUAAAGGAAUACGGAGAUAGUUCGUACUAUAAAUUAAAUGUGUCCAAAACACAGGCCAUGGGAAUUGGGUUACCUGAGAGCACACUACAGGAGUUGCAGGGGAAGUUUGUGAUGGACUGGAGGAUGGAAAGCGUUUCCUUCCUGGGAAUUAAGUUAACUAAAACAAUAGGGGGACUGUUCAAGGCCAAUUACGAAGCCCUACAAAAAGAGAUGGAAGCUAGUUUGGUCUCUUGGAAAGACAAAUACAUCUCCUGGGUGGGGAGGAUGGCAGCUUUUAAAAUGUCCAUUCUCCCUAAACUACAGUACCUUUUUAGAACGUUGCAAAUAGCUCUUCCAGCCUCCUACUUAAACAAAACACAGUCAAUGCUCACAAAGUUUGUAUGGGCACACAAACGAGUGAGGAUAGCGGCCAAAUACCUAUACAGACCGGUUCACCAAGGGGGUCUAGCCUUACCAAAUAUUAAACUUUAUUAUCAGGCAACAUUACUAGCCCCAGUGUUAGGGAUACAACUACCAGCCCCUAUUCCACAAUGGUUAGAAAUCGAAGACCACUGGCUUCAAGGGACAGACCUCCGCAGAUUGUUGUGGGUACCUAAACUAAUGCGCCCCACCCAACCCCAUAUCUUACCCACCACAAAGACAUUACUGAUGACAUGGGACAAAACACAUCAGACGUUGACCUCUAUGACUCCGUGGUCACCGGCAACACCAUUGCCCUGCCUUCAUGUAGCGAACAACACAUUUGACUAUAGGGAAUGGACAAAGAGAGGCUGCACACAUGUGAGGGACCUCCUAGAGGCACAAAAGGUGCUACCGUUCCUGGACAUACAGAAAAAAUUCAACCUCCCCCCCAAAUUGAUAUUUCCAUACCUUCAGUUAAAAUCUAUGCUGGGGACACAAGCAACCACAGGAGAGGGGAAAAACUCGCUCACGGAGUUUGAAAGUAUCUGCCUAAACACUAAGCUAAAGAGGGGAACGAUUUCCAAGUGCUACUCACUACUAAACCUAGGCGACCCAGUACAUUUAGACAGAUUCAGUGAAGCCUGGCAGGCAGACCUGGGGAAACAUUUUGAUGCAGCUCAAUGGAAAAACGCGACCACAGCACAUAAAGGAAAGACAUCAUGCGCAUCACACCUAGAGUUAAUGCGAAAGAUACACUACAGGUGGUACAUGGUGCCGGUGCGACUGGCAAAAAUUUACCCAGGAACAUCAGCCAAGUGCUGGAGAUGUGGGGGUGCAGAAGGCAAGAUGUACCACAUCUGGUGGUCUUGUGAGGUACUACGACCCUAUUGGGGGAUGGUAGAAAACAUGCUAAAUGAGACAAUAGAUGUCAGUACUACACUCGCCCCAGAAACAGGCUUAUUGUUCAUGCAUAUGUCCAGAUUCCGGGGAAGUGAGGCAAUUUUAGUUUUCCACACCAUAAUAGCGGCACUAACGCUAAUAGCCAGAGAAUGGAAGACAGACUCCGCACCGACGAAACAAGCCCUAAAAAGGCAGAUUACCAUCAACCUACAAUAUGAACUAGUGUCCAGGAAAAAUUUAGGCAAUGCACACAGGUUUGAGGAAGCGAAAAAUAGGUGGGAAGAAGUAAACAGGUCCGGGGAGAUCAGGAAUGGAGUCUGACCCUAGUGUCAUGUGAAGUAGGAGAAUACUCCGACUCUAUAAAAUCCCUCCGCUAGGCCAAGCACCAGUACAAGGUCAGCAGUAAGAGACCCCAUGCGACCAAGGGAAAUCCAGAGGAAGGGACCCCUUGGGGACGAAAGGUGAUAGAUAGGAAUCACGGGACAAAUGGGUGAAUCGAGAGUUUAAAUCACAAACAGUGGAUGAACAGCAAAGUACCGGUAGGAGAAAACGGGCAUGUUAAAUCCAUUUCCCCCCCCCCUUCCCAUCCCCUCCUCCAGCUGGUUUCUUCCCCCCCCCCACCCAUUUAGGAACAGUAACACGAAACGAGAGAAUGCAUCCAUCUAGUGCAGGGGUGACACUAAGGAGGAGCCAAGGCAAAGCAGACUAGCAGAGGAAGACAGAUGCAGGUCCCAGAAUGUGGGCUGGCGAGUGAGGAGAAAGUAGACAAUGGAUAAUUAUGCCCCAGUGGAACAGUGCAAAAUGUAAAAUGUAUCAUGUAAAGUUGGAUGGCAUGUAACUCGAGAAUAUGAUAUAUGAUGUUCCUACCCCCCUCCCUCUCUUUAUUCUGUAUCCCAAGUUUGCAUUGAAGAAAAAGGAAAAUAAAAAUUGUCAAAUUGGAAGAAAAAAAAUUAUCCUUUUUAAAAAAAAAAAAUAAUAAUUUUGGUCAGAUACACGGAUAGAUACUUCCAGACUAAUUUAACUAGGAUCAAUACAGACACUAGGUGGCGGUGUAAUACCUAUAUAUUUUUAUUUAUUUUUCACGUGCUGAGCUUCGAUAAUUCUCUACCACCUUUUUAGCAAACUAGCCAAACACAAAAUAGUUUCAAUCCCCAUCUGGGACUUUUAUCAAGAUAAAUAAUGUUAUCUGUAACCGUGUUUUAUUUAAAACACGAAACAAUCUAAAAAAAAGAUUUGAUUAAUCGAAUGAGAGGGAAGGGGACAAGGUUUGCACACAAAAAAAAAUAAACCAGCUGAAAUGGGAUAUACAUCCAACAGACCAUGGAAAGCAGUGGCUGAAUAAAAAGGAGUAACAUUGUGACACUGUGUCCUUUGCCACUAUAAAAUAAUUGGUACGUACGCAAAUCGAAACACUGCUGUAGAGAAGAAAAUGAACUCAAGGCCUCAAAUGAACAAAGCAAUAUGAAUAGAGGAACAAUGUCCCCUGAUUUGGUCACACAGUUCCGUGGACAUAUUAUUUACAAAAAUGAGUUCACGUGGGCAAAAAAUUCUAUAGACAAAGUCAGUCAGGGGUGGAGGAAGUCCCUACCAUGGCCAUGAGGCCACAUGCGGUACAGCCAAGUCACCUCUAGCACCCUGGACUGGCAAGCUCCUGUUUGACAUGUGGAUCCGGUCAUUUUGGACCAGAAUGUGUCUGAGGUUGGCUCCUCUUUUGUAGCUUGUCAAUGGUGGUGUGAUAAGACGGGGAAAAUUCUCAUUCCAAUUUAACAAGCUCCGAUCUUCGUGAUUAAUCCUGCAUAAGACUGAUGAACAAGUGUUAAGGUUUGUACACACACUGUUCUUCUGUCUUUGUUGGAGGGAUUAUCUGGUGGAGAUUCUGCAUGGCAUCUAGCGUUCAUCAAUGUUUUAAUCCAGGAUCCGAGGAAUGUAACCUCUUUUCUUUCAUUUAGUGAAGAACAGUCCCGGCUGGCAGCGAGGAAGUAUGCCAGAAUUGUACAGAAACUGGGAUUUCCAGCCAGGUUUCUUGACUUUAAAAUCCAGAAUAUGGUGGGAAGCUGUGAUGUAAGGUUCCCAAUCCGACUUGAAGGUUUGGUAUUGACUCAUCAGCAGUUUAGUAGGUAAGUGUUCUUAUUUCCCACCCUCUGUAUAUAGAAGGAAAUAUAAACAUGUUAAAGCAGUACAUCUGAACUGAUUUUUAUGGGAAAUCUAUAGUGGUGGAUAAUUCAUCCCUAAAUUCUUACCCAAAUAAACUCUACAGCGUGCCGCAUUCUGCAGAUUCUGGUAAUUCAUUGAUUUAUUGCCGAUGGUUAUUGGGGGUACCUGAUGCUCUCUCUAUUUAAACUGUAGUCAGAUGCUAGAGAGGUGUUGUCCUAAAAUAGAACUCAUUAAUUGCCCAUAACUCUAGAUGGAUUCAGCCAUGAUACAAUCUAGAGACUGUCAUCAAGUAAUCUAAAUACAUAGUGUAUACAGAGCUUAGUGAAUACCCCGACUGAUCAGUGAUCUCUAAACCUGCAAUAAGAGCUCGGUGGCAUUUCAAAGUUCAGGAAAAUUAAACAUUUUUAUUAAAAUUGAUGUACAGAGGUGGUCUUUUCAUGGGACAUAGAAAACAUAAUGCAUUGGCCUUAAUAUCACUGGGCAGGUGGAAGACAAGAUUGUGUAUUAUACAACUAUUCUACUAUGGUAUAACAUAUUAACAUAUCAGUGGGUGCUAAUUAGACUUGCCUUUAAAAAACGCUCCAAUGUAAUUAUCUUGUUUUGUUUGUUAAUAGUUAUGAACCUGAACUUUUCCCUGGCCUUAUCUACAGGAUGGUAAAACCAAGAAUUGUGCUGCUUAUAUUUGUCUCUGGAAAAGUUGUAUUAACUGGUAAGUCACCAGAAAUGGUAGUGAGUCAAUAAUGUAUGGUUUUUUUUUUUUAAUUAAAAUGUAACAUUUCUAUGAAAUGUCAAGAGCAACUGGAGAUGGCGUGGAUAUGCUAUGUCCCAAAUCAUGAGAUCUGAAAAGUGUGGUGGGUGUCCCAACUCCCGCCUCCUCUGCAGUAAUUUGCAAAGACCUCCGAUGGUGACUUCGCUGUUGGGUGUUCAGUGCCGCAGAUGAAGGGGAGUUAUGCUUACCUGAACCUGUCCAUCAUGUUACUACUAGCCUUGUCAUUUUGGUCCACUUUAACCCCUGGCGCUUCAACUGCCAGGAGCCAACAACAGCAUAUGCAAGAGUACAACGCUUGGGUUGCAAGAUCCUCCAUAGACAGACCUAUUUCUCCUUAACGAUCACUAGUGACAGCUGGGGGGCUUAACACUUUCUUAGCAUAUCUUCUGACAGAGUUGGAAUUCCAUUGAAAUUCCAACGUCAUCAAUGUGAGUAUUUCAUUAAGAUUCUAUCUUUAUUAAAUACGAAUUGUGGGGGUGACCGAGCCACUUUAAGAUUAAUUAUCUUUAUAUUAAAGGGGCUCUUACAGAGUGCUUCAGCAAUCUGGUUAACUGCACUGCAGGGUUGUCUGUCGGUAGUAACAUUAAGUCAUCCUCUUAGUCCUAUACAAACAGAUGGGAGCAUCCAUGCUAUGAGCAGAAUGGAUUGUGAAUCUGUAGAUUUUGAAAUAAAUAUUAAGAUAUAAAGCCUGCUUACAGGUUUUGCAGAGGGUCGAGUGAGAGGACAGCAACCUCCAUCUUCCAUGUUUGUUCUGCGUCACAGCAACUACAGCAAAUGCUAUGAUUAUUCCUCUUGUGACGUUCUUUUCUGUUCUGUUAGACGAAUGCUUGUUUUAGACUGUACUGGCAAUGAACACAACGCAUUGACUGCUCUGGACUGAGAUACGGGAACUGUGCGGGUCAUUGAAUAAAACCUGCUGUGUUCCUUUUAUACCACUAUCCUAGAUUUGGGAUUGCACACCAUGGUAACCAUGUUUUUUUUGGUUCUGUUUUAAGAAUGGCGUGAGCUGAUCUAAAGAUGUUCCAUAUUUUCAUUCUCUUGUAGGUGCCAAGGAACGUUCUGAAAUUUAUGAGGCAUUUGAAAAUAUAUAUCCAAUUCUUAAAAGUUUUAAGAAAACAACAUAA
Pelobates cultripes (western spadefoot toad) is the source of this 12952-nucleotide messenger RNA. The record is from the annotation of a GenBank genome assembly. Lineage: Eukaryota; Metazoa; Chordata; Amphibia; Anura; Pelobatidae.